AUGAACAAUUUGUGGGAUCAAAUUCGACGGUCUCAAGAUGAAGAUGAUGAAGAUCGGAUGAUGGCCACCAACGUCAUUGUCAUCGCUGCAGUCGCAGAAGAAUCUGGAAACCAACACCGAGGGUGCAGUUCUCAUCCGGGUCGUGCACCAAAUGAGGAACGACUUAGAGAAGAAAGGGGCAAAGGUAUGUUGGCCGACUACUUUGUCGACCGGCCAGUGUUCAAAGAUCCGGUGUUCCGAACACGUUACAGGAUGAGUCUCAAUCUCUUCAAGCGUAUAUCUACUGACAUUUGUCAGUAUGAUCGUUACUUUGUUCAAAUGUCAGAUGCUACCGGCAAAGUCAAACUUCUUCCGGAGCAGAAGAUGACAGCUGCCUUGGGAAUGCUUGCUUACGAAUACCUCCGCGCUCCUACUACAGCCGACCUCAGACGACUUCUUGCGAAAGCUGAGAGGAGAGGUUUUCCAGGAAUGAUUGGGAGCAUCGACUGUAUGCAUUGGCAAUGGAAGAAUUGUCCGACAGGUUGGGCUGGAGAAUAUAGUGGUAGGAAACAGAUCCCCACUAUCAUCCUGGAAGCAGUCCCAUCUUACGACACUUGGAUUUGGCACGCAUUCUUUGGAAUGCCCGGGACAUGCAACGACCUGAACGUCUUGGCAAAGUCUUCGUUGUUUGAUGAGCUUACCGCCGGUAGAGCACUUAUGAUCCAAUUCCAAGUUAACAACAGAGCUCACAGUUUAUGGUACUAUCUUGCCGACGGAGCUGCUCGUGGGUGGCAUAAAGAGGACCUUCGAUACAUCAUGUUGACUUGUAUAAUAGUACACAACAUGAUUGUCGAAAAUGAACGACCUGAAGACAGCGAUGAUGAGGAGGAUAACAAUAUGAGGCCUAGGAUUGCUGAGGUAUGGGAGGGACCAACCGGUAGAGACUUUGAUCCUGUUGGUAGAGAUGCUCAUCAUAUGAACAGAUUCAUGGACCGCUACCAACAAAUUAGAUCUGAGCACAGUCACUCCAACCUUCAGGAAGACCUCAUUCAACACUUUUGGGAAUUUCAAGGCAAUAGGAGUAUCUAG
Molecule: messenger RNA, 1068 nt
Organism: Rosa rugosa (rugosa rose)
Lineage: Eukaryota; Viridiplantae; Streptophyta; Magnoliopsida; Rosales; Rosaceae
Exons: 3
Coding region: 1-1068 (355 amino acids)
Source: RefSeq, a predicted model, not a curated record